AUGCGAGUGAAAAUAUUCGGAUGCAAGAGGCAGGAACCGGCACCCCACAGCGCGUGUUCCUUCGCGGGUUGGCUCUCGCGACGGACGUCGAAAGAAAUUCCGCCUCGGAAGACGUUUUGCAGGACUUUUGCAGGACUCUUGCCUUGCCGCACGAGUGAUUCAGGAGAAGAGAUUCAAAGAAGCGCGAUGGACGACAAGGAGAACGACGAAACACCGGCCAAAGGGAACGAGAAGGAAGAAUUGGAGGAGAUCCUGCGCAAGAAAUCCGAGGAAUGCCAUCGGGAGAUCGCCGCCUAUCGUCAAUCCUACCGAGAGUCGAACGAGGCGAAGAGGGAAUGCGAACCGGCGUGGGACGGACUGCUCUGCUGGCCCCCGACCCCUCCAGGCGAGGAAAUGCAACUGCCUUGCCCGGACUACGUCCUCGGUUUCCAUUCUCGGGAGAAGGUGUAUCGAGAUUGCACAGAACGUGGGGAAUGGUGGAUCCAUCCGGAGCAGAAUUCCUCCUGGACCAACUACUCUCGAUGCCUCAAUCCCCACGCCCUCGAUGAACUCGGGUUCAUCGAGGGCGAGGGGAUCAACUCCUCCCUCCUCAAGACGUGGGUCCCCGUGAUCAAAAGGGUUUCUCAGGUCGGCUACGGGAUUUCCCUCUCUACCCUCGUCAUCGCCUUCCUCAUCCUCAUCUCCUUCAAGAGGCUGCAUUGUCCAAGGAACUGGCUCCACUUGCAUUUGUUCGCGUCCUUCAUCCUGCGGGCGUCGAUGGCUUUCGGCAAGGAUCUGUUCCCGCGGGAUUUUUUGUCCAGCGAUGCCACUUACACUGGAGAUCAAAACACCUGGGAGUGUCGUCUGAUAACGACAGUGUGGCAGUAUUCCCUCGUGGCCAACUACACGUGGAUCCUCAUGGAAGGUCUUUACCUCCACAACCUCAUCUUCAUGGCCCUGGUCACGGACACCUCGGGGAUCUUGAUCUACGUCCUCGUCGGCUGGGGUCUCCCGGUCCUCGUGGUCGUGCCUUGGGCUGGGAUGAGGGCGGGGCUGGACGACAACUCCUGCUGGGUCAUCAACAAGAACCCGGAUUACUUCUGGAUCAUCAGGGCGCCGAUUGUCAUCUCCAUCGUCGUGAGUUUCGGGCUCUUCCUCAACAUCUCCCGGGUGGUGCUGCUGAAACUCCGUUCCUCGAUGCAACACGAGCGCACGAACCAGCACAGUUACAGGCGAUGGGCGAAAUCGACGCUGGUGCUGGUGCCUCUGUUCGGAGUUCCUUACAUGAUCCUGCUGGGCUUCUCAUACUCGGUGGGAAGGGAAUCCAUGGAGGGGAUGGAAGUGGCGUGGCUCUUCGCCGAUCAAGUCUUCGCUUCUUCUCAGGUCAUUUGA
Molecule: messenger RNA, 1371 nt
Organism: Darwinula stevensoni
Lineage: Eukaryota; Metazoa; Arthropoda; Ostracoda; Podocopida; Darwinulidae
Source: the annotation of a GenBank genome assembly